Capsicum annuum is the source of this 543-nucleotide messenger RNA. RefSeq lists its product as uncharacterized. The record is from RefSeq and is a predicted model, not a curated record. The transcript has a single exon. NCBI's taxonomy places the organism in Eukaryota, Viridiplantae, Streptophyta, Magnoliopsida, Solanales, Solanaceae. Bases 1 to 543 code for a protein of 180 amino acids.
AUGACUUCAUUUGAGGCUCUAUAUGAAAGGAGAUGUAAAUAUACUAUUGGUUUGUUUAAGGCAUAUAAACCUGCUUUAAUAGGGCCAGAUGUAGUAUUUGAUGUGGUUGAGAAAGUUCAGUUGGUACCAGAGUGGCUGAAGACAACCCAAAGCCAUCAGAAAUCUUAUACAUACGUGCACAGAAGGGACCUUGAGUUUAAGGUUGGUGAUUUGGUCUAUUUGAAGAUUUCACCUUUGAAAGGAGUGAAUAAAUUUGACAAGAAGGGAAAACUCAUCCCCUGUUAUGCUGUCCCUUAUAGAUUCUUGAGUCGCUUUGGGAAAGUAGCUUCUGAGAUAGAGCUGCCUGCAUAUUUAGCAUUAGCACAUCUGGUAUUUCAUGUUUCCUUGUUAAAGAAAUGUAUUGAUGAGUCAAAUGUAGUUUUUCCUAUAGAAAAUAUGGAUGUUAAGGAUAGUCUUUCUUACGAAGAAGUUCCAGUUGAUAUCCUUGAGCAUCAGAUCUGUAGACUAAGGAACAACAAAGUUCCCUUUGUAAAAGUUCUUUAG